Microstroma glucosiphilum is the source of this 1239-nucleotide messenger RNA. RefSeq names its product GroES-like protein. The coding region runs from base 87 to 1133 and encodes 348 amino acids. NCBI's taxonomy places the organism in Eukaryota, Fungi, Basidiomycota, Exobasidiomycetes, Microstromatales, Microstromataceae. The transcript is spliced from 2 exons. The record is from RefSeq and is a predicted model, not a curated record. Gene Ontology annotation, molecular function: oxidoreductase activity, acting on NAD(P)H.
ACAUAGCGCAUCCCAACCUCUUCACCACGACGACGGAUACGUUGAACCCAUCACACACUACUCUCUAUCAAUCACUCAUCACAACAAUGUCGACUCAUCGCGCUGCCGUUCAUCCCGCUGCCAACAAGCCUUACGAGGUGAAGCAGGUGCCCACUCCUCAGCCCACCUCUUCCCAAGUCCUCAUCCAAAUUACCGCAUCCGCCAUCAACCCCGUCGACUGGAAGAUUGCCGACGGCGGUUUCCCUGCCAAGUUCCCUGCUAUUCUUGGAAGUGAUGCGGCUGGUAUUGUGUCCAAGGUAGGAGAUGGCGUCAAGUCCCUCUCGGUGGGCGACCGAGUCUUCUUCCAGGGUACGCUAGGCAGUAGCGAUGGUUGCACCUUUCAGGAGUAUGCCGUCAUGGAGGAGGCCCUCGUGAGCAAGACGCCCGACAAUAUGAACGACGGAGAGGGCAGUGGAGUUCAGCUGGCCAGCAUGGCUGCCCUGGUGGGUCUAUACGACAAGAGCGGUGGAUUCGAGGUCAAGCCGGCUCCUUGGGAUAAGGGAGGCAACGAAGCUGGAAAGGGCCAGGCUUUGGUCAUCCUGGGAGGAAGCUCGAGUGUAGGACAAUACGCCAUCCAAUUUGCCCGCCUCUCCGGCUUCAGCAAGAUCAUCACCACCUCAUCCUCCAGCCACACAGACCACCUCAAGGCUCUCGGCGCCACGGAUGUAGUGGACCGCUCCUCAACUGCACAAGAUUUCCUCAAGAUUGCUGGUGACCUACCUAUGAACGGUGUAUACGACGCCAUCGGUAGCGAGGAGACGCUCAAGCAGGGUACCUCAAUUUUGGAGCAGAGACACAAGGGGACAGACCAUGUAAGCCACUAUGUCAGUGUCAUUCCUCCUCGGGACGAGUUUGAGAACAAUGUCACGCGCAAGGCUAUUCUCGGCAUGGGCUCCUCACCGGCCCUCCACCAUGUGAGCCACCCCUUUGUCAAGGCCGUCUCGGGUAAUGAAGGCUGGGUGGGCAAGGGUCUCUUCAAGCCCAACCGCACACAGAAGGUGGAUGGAGGUCUAGAGAAGGGUCUGCAGAAGGCAUUGGACCUUAACAAGAAGGGUGUGAGCGGAGUCAAGGUCUGGUUUGACCCUAGAGAGUAAAUUAGCAGGAAAAGUAUCAAUUGUGUAAAAUAGAAGUGCCGACGCAUCCCCUCUCUUAUAAUACAAAUGCGGGCCCUCGAGCACUAGGCCUCGUCAAUCCACUUUG